Molecule: messenger RNA, 978 nt
Organism: Brienomyrus brachyistius
Lineage: Eukaryota; Metazoa; Chordata; Actinopteri; Osteoglossiformes; Mormyridae
Product: sarcoplasmic/endoplasmic reticulum calcium ATPase regulator DWORF-like
Exons: 4
Coding region: 187-294 (35 amino acids)
Biological process (GO): regulation of slow-twitch skeletal muscle fiber contraction; regulation of ATPase-coupled calcium transmembrane transporter activity
Source: RefSeq, a predicted model, not a curated record
CUGACGUGACGGCACUUCUGAAAAAGAGUGCAAACAGCUGCGGGGCUCUGGCCGCUGCCAACAUUUCGGCUUUCCCCUGUGGGAGGGACCACGGCAGGCCUGCGGCAGACAGAUGACACGUGUGUGUCUAUAGUAGUGCCCAGGGUGCCUACGAACCCAAUCCAACCGAAACACGGAAUCGAACGAAUGGCGCAGGCAGGUCAAUUGGACGUCUCUCGUCUGGUGGUCCCAGCACUGCUUAUGCUUGGCUGGAUUGUGGGAUGUGCAGUAGUUGUGUACUGGGUCUUCAACUAGGAUAAAGAAAAACAUUAAGAAGUGGCGGAGGAUAUAACACAUUAUGGGCUGAAGACAGUUCUUAACCUGUUGACGUUGCUGUGUGUCUUUCCAUGUGUAUGAACAUGCGUGAAUCUUUCAUAAAGUUCUUUUGUAGCAGUAAGCCGCCAUGGUCCUGGUCGCGGAAAUGGAAUGCUAGAGACGCCUUCAUCAGUUUUGGGACAGGGUGGUGAUUUGGCUCACUUCCAGAUGUUUCUGUCUUGGGAAAAUGGCCCAUUUGUCACAAGCCUGGCCCUGGUGACAAGGGAGGCAAAUACCACACGUGUCUGCAGGGGCUCAUGAGAUAUGGAGCAAACCAGCUGUCGCGCCAUUUUUCCACUCCGAUUUCCCAAUAUCCUCUCCUGCCUCCAUGCAUGUCCUGUGCACCUGGAUGCCAUUAUAGUGAAGGGGACACUGGAAGUCAGCUCCUCUUGAAGGUCAUUUGAGGCUUGCAGGAAAGCAGUGUUUCCCUGGCUGUAAAUGUAGUCCUGAUGCAUGUGGUUGUUUUCCAUCUUUAAUUCCACAGACUGUCAGCACCAUAAACAAGCACCCCAUAGAGCAAUAAAACAAACAACUGGGUAUGAUAUAACUGUCAGUGACUUGUUAGAAAUGUUUAAUUUCCCAUGCCUUGAUUUUUAAAUAAAAAUAUGAAAAUGGAGGACAUUA